UUUUUUGAGGAAUUUAACUGUUUGUUUUCUUUGCAGUAUCACCUAAUGCUAAAGAAAUUUUGCAUAGAAGCAAAUCUUGUGCCACUUAAGUGGGAACCUUCACAAGGCAAAUUAUUUGAGUUCAAUUCUGAAGUCUGACCCUCAACUGAAGAGUUUCGACUCCACCUUAUUUUUUUUUUGCUAAGAAGACAGACUCCACCUUGUUGAAUUCAUUUCUUCCACCUCUUUACUCUUGAAAGUAGGUAAAGUGGUGUAAAUUAUGGAAAAGGAUGAUGAUUCAGGUAGCCCUAGUUGGAGCGCUUCAUUCUUCAUCCAGACCAAGGAAGAUGUAGCAAGGGCAGUUGCUGCAGCAACAGCCGCUGCCACUUCGGUUCAUUCACCUCGACCGUCUGUAAUAUAUUCAUCAAAUGAUGAGAAUGGCAGUAGUCCACUUAAAAAACUUCAUCAACAAGUUACUAAAGUCUUAAAAGGUUUUUCUCAUCAGCCAGAAAGAAACCUUACUUACAACCCCGAACUUCUAACAAGCCAAAAGCGUCAAUGGGCAAGAUUUCAAGUGCAACACUUGGACCAUAAGGCCUUGAAAGAACCAUCAAGAAUUUUUGAGAGCUUGGUAGUGGUUGGACUUCCUCCUAAUUGUGAUGUUGAAGCUCUUCAAAAACGGUACAUUGGUAGAAAGUCUGAAGGUUCAGGAAAAUUUAGAACUACACUUAGCAGUCAGCAACAAUCCCGCGUGGAACCAAACAUUGAACCUCAGGUCUUAUUUGUUUAUCCUCCUGAGAAACAGUUGCCUCUUAAAUACAAGGAUCUUCUUUCAUUUUGUUUACCUGGUGGUGUGGAGGUUCAUGCGGUGGAGAAAACUCCUUCAAUGAGUGAGCUGAAUGAAAUACUACUUGGACAGGAACAUCUCAAACAAAGUAACCUGUCAUUUGUAUUCAGGUUGCAGGUUGCUGAUGAUUCAACAUUAUAUGGUUGCUGUGUAUUGGUGGAAGAAAUUGUACAAAAACCAUCUGCAUUGAUAUCCAUGGUUUCAGAUGGGCAGUAUAGUAGUCCAACUCUGAGUCGCCAUGUGCUAACCACACACAGAUGUUACUGUAUUCUGUCAAGACUUCCUUUUUUUGAGCUGCAUUUUGGUGUAUUAAACAGCUUAUUCACUGAAGAAAGGUUGGAGCGGUUAACAAAAAGUAUUGGUGUUUUAGACUUGGAGUCUGAGGAUUACAGUAAACAAGAAAAUUCAGGCGUCCAAAACAGAGCAAACAACUCACUUAAUGAAACAACAAGAGUUCCUUAUUUGGAUUCUAAUGGUCAUACUAAGAGUGAUGAGAAUGAAAGUUGCAUUCCAAGUCAUCAAGUUGUAGAAGAGAUCAAUGAGGAUUGCAGCCUACACAAUGAAGUGGUAGAGGAUAUUGAUGAGAGUUGCAAUCCACACCAUCAAGAUGUAAAGGAAAUUAACGAGAGUUGCGAUCCACACCAUCAAUGCAAUGAUGAUAUUUCUGUAAAUCAUGCUGAACAAUGCACUGAGAAAUUUCUAGACAAAACAGAAUCUGGAGCUGAAACUCAGGCGUCUGAAGCUUUUGAUGCUUGUGUCACUAGUGGUGAUGAUUUUGUGGCAAUCAAGCAACCAAAUGAAAAGCGCCUUCCAAGUGCUGUGUUGCCUCUUCUUAGGCAUCAACAGUAUGAAAGUUCUGAAUCUUCCUCAAGCUUCCAAGGUUCCCCUUGCGAAGAUAGAAUCUUUCGGAGUGACGUUGAUGAUGCAGAGACAGAGGAAGCAUCCUUUUCGGGUCAAGGAUAUUCUUCUGACUACAAUGAUAUCCUCAAAUGGGCUAAGGCAAACAAUCAUGGGUCCUUGCAAAUAAUUUGUGAGUACUAUAAUCUAGAGUGCCCUGUCAGGGGUGCAACAAUUAGCUUCCACCCAAUAGAGCACCUGCAUCCAUUGGAAUAUCAUAGACCUGAUGAAGCAACCAUGCAUAUUACUGGCUCGAGAAUUGACUUCAAUACAUGCAAAACUAGUUUAGAAUUAGCUGAGGCAUAUAGUGCACUUUUGGCAGAGGAAGAGGCAACUGCUUUAUCUGUGUGGGCAGUUGCAUCCUUAUGUGGCUCCUUACGUCUUGAACAUGUGUUGACAUUCUUUGCUGGGGCUCUGUUGGAGAAGCAGAUUGUGGUUAUUUGUUCCAAUUUGGGAUUGCUAUCUGCUUCAGUUUUGUCCGUGAUCCCAUUGAUCCGUCCCUUUCGUUGGCAGAGCUUGUUGAUGCCGGUUCUACCUGAUGACAUGCUGGACUUCUUGGAUGCUCCUGUUCCAUAUAUUGUUGGUGUGAAGAACAAAACCAUUGAGGUGCAGUCCAAGCUGACAAACGUCAUUGUUGUUGAUGCAACCAAGAAUCAGGUGAAGUCGUCAGCUAUACCACAGCUUCCCCACCAAAAGGAGUUGUACUCAUUGCUGAUCCCAUACCAUGCAAAGCUCGUGGGAGAGAGUUUCUUGGGUAGAAAGAGACCCAUUUAUGGCUGCACGGAUGUGCAGGUCGAAGCUGCCAAGGCUUUCCUGCGAGUGCUGAGGACUUAUUUGGACUCUCUUUGCUCAAAUCUUCGUUCUCAUACUAUUACGAAUGUUCAAUCCAAUGAUGAUAAAGUUUCUUUGCUAUUAAAGGAGAGUUUUAUCGAGUCAUUCUCCUCCAAGGAUCGGCCUUUCAUGAGGCUUUUACUGGACACACAGCUAUUCUCUGUACAUACGGAUCUUGUACUCUCAUUUUUCCAGAAGGAAUAGAGUUCCAUGGGAGGUGGUUUUCUCUGAGAAAGCAAGCCUGUAAUUUAUUAACUCCUUUAUAUAUAUAUUAUAUAUUUAGUAUGGUUUUUUUUACUCCAUGUUUCUCUCUCCAAAGUGAGAUAAGGGGCAAAAGUUAAAGGGAAAUGUAUGAUCCUUAUAGAAAUUAUGAUUGCACUAUUAAAGUAAUGAAAAUCACGUUUAAAUGGAUUGUAUU
This is a messenger RNA of Impatiens glandulifera, 2972 nucleotides long. RefSeq lists its product as uncharacterized. Bases 260 to 2758 code for a protein of 832 amino acids. The transcript has 19 exons. NCBI's taxonomy places the organism in Eukaryota, Viridiplantae, Streptophyta, Magnoliopsida, Ericales, Balsaminaceae. The record is from RefSeq and is a predicted model, not a curated record.